UGUAUAUAACCUAUCUGUUGCUGCUAGCCAUCCAUUUCAGUCAGUUAUCAGCUGGCUAGGUGAGGAUUCAGUUCUAUGAUGUACAACAGGAUGUGUUCUCACUUGCAGAUAGUGAUGCUGGCUCUGUUCAUGCUUGUGUUGGGGAGUAGCAUCAGUGCAGCACCAAGAGAUGGAGAAACACUGGACUCGCUGCUCCAGAAGGAAGCAGACAUCAAAGGGAAUGAGGACAUUUCCCGCACUGUUCUGCUAAAGCUCCUUUCCGAACUGGCGGUUCCCCGCGAGAACGAUGUACUUUCCGUCGACGACGGACUGAAUUUGCGAAAUGAAGUGGUCCGCCAGCUUCCCUUAUCUCAGCGACAACGGAAAGCCGGAUGCCGGAACUUGUUUUGGAAGACGUUCACCUCGUGUUAGCUGCACUGUAGCACUGCGUAUUAGCGUUUAUCGUGCAGCAGUUAUUUCUUUCUAGCACGAGUUAUAUAGGACGUUUAUCUUUUAUUCCCUAGUUUAUAUUUGGAAUCCAAUUUCUGUAAAUGAUGUGAGUCUGCCCUAAAUUACUAAAUAUGUACUUUGAAUAAAUAUAACAUGUUGGUACUACUAUCCCCAGACUAAUCUAUUUUAUAUUUAAAAGUAAAGCUGUGAUUAAAUUUCAAACAUGCAGCUCAUUUUGGAAAAUGUUACAAAUGAAUGAAAAUAUUACUAAGACUAUCAAUUAGAAUAUUUUCUAUAAAACUCUACAGGCACAAUGGUAUCUUUUUAUGCACUUUUUCUAUAUAAAGUUAUUUCUGGAAUAAGCAAAAAAACAAACAAACCCACAACCAAACAAAAAAACCCCCAAACAAAAACAAACCAACAAACAAACCAACAAACAAACAAAAAAGCUACAAAAGUGUAUGAACUUAGGCUUACCCUAAAAUUAUCAUAGAAAAGCACAAACAACCUCGUGUACACCAACCGAUCAUUGGGCUACUAUGCGCCAAUUUAUAAUUUAUCAGUCGCAAGAAACAAAAUAUCAAGUUCCAAAGCAAUAAGAAUGGUUGUAAAUAUCAGUUAGUGGAGAUAAAACUGGAGGAUCAUUAUUACACAGUGGCAUAAGAAAAAAGUAGGCUACAAACAUCCAGAGUGUCUCAACACCCGAGCGAGUUAUUGAAUUCUCAGUAACAAAUUAACCCAAAAGUGUAGGCAGAACAGGGAAAUAAUCAGGGAAAAAUUCUUUCAAAACCAAUAAAUAAAAAAAACCAAAACCUUCAUUUCCCCCAAAAAUGUGGUUUUUAGUUUAACACGAACAGUGCAUACUAGUACUAGUCUCAUCACUCCUCACUCUGCAGGCUCAUAAAAGAAAUCUCAUUUGCAAUGUUAAGGUGGUAGUCCUAUAGAUUACUUACAUGUAUAGACCUAUAGGUUGUUUAGGACAUAUUUAAUUACAUGAAUCAUACCUAAUAGUAAAACAGCACAACAAAAAACAUUUCAAUUAACAAACUUAGCCCAAAAAGUCAAACUGGGGGAAUAGAGACAAUCAAAGUGAAUGAUGAAAAAGACCCUUCCGUAUACUGAAUAAAAACAGAAAAAUAAAGAGAUCCUAUUACCAACCUACAAUAUAUUUGUUAAAGAGUGAAAUAGACAGCAUCAAACUGAAGAAAAUUCCAUAACAAUUCCAAACAUUCAAAAAUUUUCUGGACAUAAAUAGUUAUUCAUACAACGCAGAAAUCAAAGCGGGCUGUCAUUUUUAUAAUGGACUACUCUAAUUAUGCACCCACUUUUUCAGAGGGUCCGAAAUGCAAGUUCAAAUGGCUGGGCUCUAGGCCAACUACCUCUCCAUCUGUCCAUUUACUACACUAAAAUCUUAACCUUUCCCUCACUAAUACUACAAGUCUUUCCAUGAUUAUAUCCAUUUCCUCAUAACACGUUACAUUCCACACAAUCAUCAUAUGUAACACAUAUGUUCCUUCAUUUAGCUGUGUUAGAACAUGGAAUGAUCUUAAGAUGAUCCAAGAUGGUUAAGGUUAGGACCAGAAGUUAAUCUCACGUACACAAGGAACAUGACCAAGAAAAGGUCCAUGUCUGUUCAGCACAGUGAUCAUAAAGAGAAAAUGCUGGCAUUAUACAUCUAAAUCAUCAUCAUGCUUCAAGGUUAAGUCUUAGGUAUGUAAAAACAGUAGUGAUAUCUGUUGAGGAUAACAGCCAAUCUAAGUUUUACAAUCAUUAUGAUUCACAAAUAUGUUGAACAUUUCCUUCUGAAGCCAACAGGGUAAGUUUGACACAGGGGUUUAUAAGUAACAGGCACUCUGCAGAGAGCAAUGAACCGGACAACUUUUUUUUUUUUUUUACUUAGGUGUUUUACUAAGUGAA
This is a messenger RNA of Electrophorus electricus (electric eel), 2346 nucleotides long. RefSeq names its product somatostatin 5 (gene sst5). Gene Ontology annotation, biological process: adenylate cyclase-inhibiting G protein-coupled receptor signaling pathway; regulation of cell migration. Gene Ontology annotation, cellular component: extracellular region. Lineage: Eukaryota; Metazoa; Chordata; Actinopteri; Gymnotiformes; Gymnotidae. The record is from RefSeq and is a predicted model, not a curated record. Gene Ontology annotation, molecular function: neuropeptide hormone activity; G protein-coupled receptor binding.